Messenger RNA from Closterium sp. Naga37s-1, 2243 nucleotides. Lineage: Eukaryota; Viridiplantae; Streptophyta; Zygnematophyceae; Desmidiales; Closteriaceae. The record is from the annotation of a GenBank genome assembly.
CUGACAGUGCGACUCGCUCACAGUGGCUUACCCGUGACGCUGCUGCUCGCUUAGCCGUUCGCAACCACCUGCCGUUAGCCGAACGCGCUCACUUCGGACAGCACAAGACUGCUAAAGCACUGUAUGACGCUGUAGUCGCCGGUUACUCCUCCCCUGCCACUGCUGCUCUAGGCCGUCUCCUACUGCCCUACCUCUUUCCCAAGCUGUCCGCCUUUGCCACGGUAGAGGAACUCGUUUCCCACCUUCGCACUAACGACGCUCGCUACCGCGUUGCCCUUCUAGAAGAGUUCCGUGACAGGAACCCGCCCUCGAUGUACAUAACUCUCUACUUCAUAGUCACCCGCCUCCCUGACUCUCUUCGCGCUGUCAGGGACCACUUUCUCGCACUUGACCCCACAGCCCUCACUGUCAACCUCCUCGAGCAGCACCUCCUUGCACCUGAGACUAGCAUAGUCGAUGUAGGUGCCGCUCGUGGCACUCCUCGCACGCCCUUCUUUGAGGGGUGUUCCCCCUCCCCCCUUGCCCCCUUUUACGCUCCUGCUGCUGCUGUUGACAUCCUUGGUGCUGCGGAUGUCAGGGCUGCUUCUGCUGUUAGUGGGAAGCGCCGCAGCAGCAAGGGCAAGGGUGGCAGGGGUGGUGGCGGUGGCAGCGGGGGUGGUAGUGGGGGCAGAAGUGGAGGUGGUGGAGGUAGCAGAGGUGGUGUCAGUGGUGGGAGUGGUGGCGGGAGUGGGGGCUUUGGUGGCGGCGAUGGUGGCUGCGGUGGGGGUGGCGGUAGUGGCAGCAGUGGGAGUGGUGGCAGUCGGGUUGGAGCUGUUUCGAGGGGCGGUAUAGAGGCUACUGCUCUAGGUGCUAGUGAGUCUGCUCUCCCUGAAACUGCGCCUGCUGAGGCCUUGCACACCUUUACACUUGACUCAGGUGCUUCCCGCUGUUUCUUUCGCGACAGUACCGCCCUCACUCCACUCCCUGCACCUGUUCUGGUCAGACUGGCUGACCCCUCGGGGGCCCCAGUUUUUGCCCGUUCCUCCACUGUUCUCCUGUGUCCGGCGGUUUCGUCCGGCUCACUGUCAAGUCUUCACCUCCCCUCGUUCUCUACGAACUUGGUGAUUACCGCUGCCCUCCAGGAUGCGAUGGUCACUACCACCACACCUGGGGGUCAGCAGCGUGUGUCGAUCGGCACGUGCACACGGACGGGCCGUCACCUGGCCACGUUCACCCGUCGGCCUGGGUCGAGUCUGUACACACUGACUACUGAGCCUCCUCAGGUAGCUGCGUCUGCUAAGGUGUCCGCGUCAGGUCAGGUAGCACCCCCCUGCUCGUGUCGCCUCCUGUCGCACCAGACUCUCCUGUGGCACCACCACCUUGGUCACCCCUCCCUGCCACGCCUUCGUAGCAUGCACACUCGCCUCCUUGAUUCUGGUCUUCCCAGGUCUCUGCCUCCCCUCCCGCCCUCGCCUGCCCCGCCCUGCCUUCCUUGCGUCGAGGGGCGGCAGCGCGCCGCUCCUCACUCCUCCUCAUUUCCCCCGACGACUGCUCCCCUACAGACUCUCCACAUGGACGUGUGGGGCCCAGCCCGCAUCAGUGGACAGGGCCGUGAGCGCUACUUUCUGCUGGUUGUUGACAACUACACGCGUUACACCACGGUCUUCCCCUUGCGCAGCAAGGGUGAGGUCCCUGAUGUCUUGAUCCCUUGGAUCCGCGCAGUCCGUCUCCAGCUCCGCGAGCGGUUCCGCCAGGACCUUUCCGUUCUACGUCUGCACUCUGACAGAGGUGGUGAGUUCUCCUCCGACCUCUUGCGGGACUUUUGUUGUGGGGAGGGUAUCCUCCAGUCGUUCACGCUUUCGGCCUCCCCGCAGAAAAAUGGGAUUGCUGAGCGCCGCAUUGGCUUAGUCAUGGAGGUGGCUCGUACCUCCAUGAUCCAUGCGGCUGCUCCCUAUUUUCAGUGGCCGUUUGCGGUCCGGUACGCUGCGCAUCAGUUCAACCUCUGGCCCCGUGUCUCCUUGCCGGAGACCUCGCCUACACUGCGUUGGACGGGGAAGGUUGGCAAUGCGUCGGUGUUCCGGGUUUGGGGUUCUCGUGCCUUUGUUCGCGAUACGUCCGCGGACAAGCUCUCCUCCCACGCUAUUCCCUGCGUCUUCCUUGGCUUUCCCCCUAACGCGCCUGGCUGGCAGUCCCCCUCCGGUAGACCCCCUCCUCCCUCAGGGUCCUGCUCCCUCAGGUGUGUCUCAGGUAAAUUCACUCCCUAG